AUGGAACUAAACGGCUUGCUCUUUCCAGCGCCUGAGCCAUUCUAUGAUGCAGAUACCUUUCCAGGUGAAAUGAUAUGAAUUCCUAGGGUUAAACAGUCCAAAAAGCCUGCGAUACCUUGCUUAUAUUUAGCCUGCCCAAGAGGGUCAAGUAAAAUUAUGCUUUAUUUUCAUGGAAAUGCAGAAGAUGUAGGUUUGGCCUAUGAACUGAUGGACCAUCUAAGAUCGACCUUAAUGGUCCAUGUAUUGGCUAUUGAAUACCCUGGAUAUGGCAUUUACCCAGGAGAAAGCAGUGCUAAUCAGAUUAUAAAGGAUGCUGACAACGUUUUCCAGUACUUAACACAAGAAAUUGGUAUGAAUCCAAGAGAUAUCAUUGUUUUUGGCAGGUCCAUUGGCUCUGGCCCUGCAACAUGACUGGCUGCUGAAAGAAAUCCAGGGGCUUUGCUACUUAUGUCAGCCUAUACAUCAAUUAGAUCAGUUGUAAAAAGCAUUGCUGGGACACUGGCUUCUUAUUUAAUAAAAGAAAGAUUUCGAAACAUUGAUCUCAUGCCAAAAGUAACAUGCCCUUCAUUUAUAAUCCACGGACAAAUAGAUACACUGAUCCCUUACGUAAACUCUCAGAUGCUACAUGACAAUUGCGCAGGACCUUGCAGCCUUAUUUUACCUAAAGAAAUGGAUCACAAUGAAUUUGAUUUUUUUGAUGAUUUAUCUCUGCCGUUUUCAGCAUUCUUAAUGCAGUGCGGGAUUUCAGUCCUGCCAGAAAGUAUGCAGAGUGCCUUUUUGAACUUCCCAGCACAGCUGUUUUCACCUCCUGAUGUAAAGAAAAACGAAAAUAAAGGGACUUGGAACAAGUUUUUGAAGCUUUUUUCUAAUUAG
This is a messenger RNA of Blepharisma stoltei, 873 nucleotides long. The record is from the annotation of a GenBank genome assembly. Lineage: Eukaryota; Ciliophora; Heterotrichea; Heterotrichida; Blepharismidae.